AUGCUGGACGGCCUGAAGAUGGAGGAGAACUUCCAGAGCGGGAUAGAGACCCCAGCUUCCUUCUCCUCGCUGCUGGGCAGAGCGGUGAGCCCCAAGUCGGUCUGCGAGGGCUGUCAGCGGGUCAUCUCGGACAGGUUUCUCCUGCGCCUUAACGACAGCUUCUGGCACGAACAGUGCGUGCAGUGCGCCUCCUGCAAAGAGCCCCUGGAGACCACCUGCUUUUACCGGGACAAGAAACUCUACUGCAAGUAUGACUACGAAAAGCUGUUUGCUGUCAAGUGCGGGGGCUGCUUCGAGGCCAUUGCACCCAAUGAGUUUGUUAUGCGGGCCCAGAAGAGUGUGUACCACCUGAGCUGCUUCUGCUGCUGCGUCUGUGAGCGACAGCUACAGAAGGGAGACGAGUUUGUCUUGAAGGAGGGACAGCUGCUCUGCAAAGGGGACUAUGAGAAAGAGCGGGAGCUGCUCAGCCUGGUGAGCCCAGCAGCCUCAGACUCAGGCAAAAGUGAUGAUGAAGAAAGCCUUUGCAAAUCAGCCCACGGGACAGGAAAAGGAGCCACAGAGGAUGGCAAGGACCACAAGCGUCCCAAACGCCCCAGAACCAUCCUGACAACCCAGCAGAGGAGAGCAUUCAAGGCCUCCUUUGAAGUCUCCUCCAAGCCGUGCAGGAAGGUGAGAGAGACUCUGGCUGCAGAGACAGGACUGAGUGUCCGUGUGGUCCAGGUGUGGUUCCAGAACCAGAGAGCUAAGAUGAAGAAGUUGGCGCGGCGGCAGCAGCAACAGCAGCAGGAUCAGCAGAACACUCAGAGGCUGAGUUCUGCUCAGACAAAUGGCAGCGGGAAUGCUGGGAUGGAAGGGAUCAUGAACCCCUACACGGCCCUGCCCACUCCACAACAGCUGCUGGCCAUUGAGCAGAGUGUCUACAGCUCCGAUCCCUUCCGACAGGGUCUCACCCCGCCCCAGAUGCCUGGAGACCACAUGCACCCCUAUGGUGCUGAGCCCCUUUUCCACGACCUGGAUAGUGACGACACCUCCCUCAGUAACCUGGGUGACUGUUUCCUAGCAACCUCGGAAGCUGGGCCCCUGCAGUCCAGAGUGGGAAACCCCAUUGACCACCUGUACUCCAUGCAGAAUUCUUACUUCACCUCUUGAGUCGCCUCCCUCUGGAGUUCCAUGGCUAGGCUCCCGUAUGGAACAACCAUAUCAUGGCAGACAGGGAUCACUGGCUUGAGGACAGGGAGGCUAGGAAAGAGGUGGGCUGGGGAGGGAGUUUU
Messenger RNA from Ochotona curzoniae (black-lipped pika), 1271 nucleotides. RefSeq names its product LIM homeobox transcription factor 1 alpha (gene LMX1A). Gene Ontology annotation, molecular function: DNA-binding transcription factor activity, RNA polymerase II-specific; RNA polymerase II transcription regulatory region sequence-specific DNA binding. Gene Ontology annotation, biological process: regulation of transcription by RNA polymerase II; neuron differentiation. The coding region runs from base 1 to 1149 and encodes 382 amino acids. Gene Ontology annotation, cellular component: nucleus. The transcript is spliced from 8 exons. NCBI's taxonomy places the organism in Eukaryota, Metazoa, Chordata, Mammalia, Lagomorpha, Ochotonidae. The record is from RefSeq and is a predicted model, not a curated record.